CUCACAGUGACGUGGCCCUUACGAGACCUAGAGCUGACGCGUGGAUCCGUGUCUCCUCCUAGUUGCAGUCUGGUAGUCGUUUGUGGCUGUGCGCUGUCUCGCUAUUGCUUUGAAGGCAGGCGAGCCUGUAGCCCAGGGAAGAAGGAGGAAGUCGUAGACGCUGACCCCGAUCCGCGGCAGGUCUUUAGGUCGGUUGGUGCAGCAGAUUUCAAAGCUAAGAGAGGAAGACUGCUUCUGAUCCCUGCAGGAAGAAUAAGCAGGAAAAAAAAUCUCAAAAUGGAAAAUAUCCCCCAGGAAACCAAAGGAGACGAGCAGGCUCUGGUGCAGAAUGAAAACGAAGCCCACCCUUUGGGAGGUGGUGAAGACCAGGAGCCUGGAGGAAAUAUUAGAGCGGGUUGGGCCCCACCUGCCCAUGAUGUUAGAGAGGAUAUGCCCAAUAGGCUUGUCAAUAACCUUGACAUGAUAGAUGGAGAUGCAGAUGAUAUGGAACGGUUCAUGGAGGAGAUGAGAGAGCUAAGGAGGAAAAUUAGGGAGCUUCAGUUGAGGUACAGUUUGCGUAUUCUUAUAGGUGAUCCCCCUCACCAUGACCAUCAUGAUGAGUUUUGCCUUAUGCCUUGAAUGCUGAGGUUAAUAAUAAUAAACCCCCUGCUUCCCAAAGUUGCAUUUUCUUGAUGUACCUUUUGCUGUGAACAUGUGGUGUUCUGUCAUUUUUCUGAUUGAAAAUUUCAUUUUGACUUUGGAAGUUUUUCUGUCAGCAGGGGAGUUUCAUCAACUUGCAUGGAAAGAUGUUUAUUACAUACUGUGAAGGUAAUAAAGCAGUUUAAAAAGCA
Messenger RNA from Neogale vison (American mink), 830 nucleotides. RefSeq names its product brain expressed X-linked 5 (gene BEX5). The record is from RefSeq and is a predicted model, not a curated record. Gene Ontology annotation, molecular function: signaling receptor binding. Gene Ontology annotation, cellular component: cytoplasm. The transcript has 3 exons. The coding region runs from base 277 to 618 and encodes 113 amino acids. NCBI's taxonomy places the organism in Eukaryota, Metazoa, Chordata, Mammalia, Carnivora, Mustelidae. Gene Ontology annotation, biological process: signal transduction.